GAUACAAUAACUCGGAAGCAGGUCGGUGAUCCUUGGAUGGGACACAAAUCAGGCAUUUCCUCCAUUGCCAUCCAUCCCUCGGGCACACUCGUCGCUUCUGCAUCAUAUGCACUCAAGCUGGGUAGGAUGCAUCACUUUCUCCGUGGAUGGCAAGCACGUCCUCAGUGGAGCUUCUGACAAGAUGAUCUCAGCGUGGGCAGUACCAAAGGAUGCUUGGCCUGAAUCAAAGGCUCAAGUCUCUGCAAACCGUAAUAUGGCAAACUUGGAAAAAUCGCUGUGGGAGGAAGUGCUUCUUGACGCACAAAAGGUAAUUGAUUUGAACCCUUUGUCACACGUUGGAUACCGGUUGAAACAUACUGCGCUUCAUGGCGCACAACGCUAUGAUGAAGCUAUCGAGGUCCUCACGGUGAUGCUUGCCAAAUUAGACAAUGCUCACGAUAUGCAAACACGAAAGCUGCGCGAGCAGUAUGUCAGUCCCUCUAAAGCAGAUGGUAUGAUUCAAAAGGUCAUAAAUGAUCAGCUUGACACUGCUCCGCUUCGUCUACUUGACACCACUACCGGGCUUCUAUGUGAUCGAGAAACGCAGAUAAACGCUUUCAAAACGACCGCAGAGUACAAGCAACUUUUCUUGUCGAUUAUGAAGCAUGCGGACCUCUCAAGGGAGAUCAUCGCAGAUGCAGUGGCCAAAUACUUUGGUUGCGUCAUGUUAUCGCAUAGAUGGGAAGGAAAGGAACCGCUACUGCAAGACAUCAAGGACAAGGUCGUGUACCAGUUGGAGGCGACCGGUGGUCUCAGGAAGUUACAGUUGUUCUGCAAGAAAGCUCGUGAGGCAGGGUUUCACUGGGCGUGGGUUGAUUCGUGUUGUAUCGACCAGAACAACAAUGUCGAGCUCCAAAAAUCGCUCAACUCCAUGUUCGCCUGGUAUUAUCAUGCAGCGCUCACGAUCGUCUACCUCUCUGAUGUUCCGCCUUCGUCCAAGUCUGGCGCACUGGCAAAGAGUGCUUGGAACACUCGAGGAUGGACUGUCCCGGAAUUCCUGGCUCCCAGAGUCAUUCUCUUCUACCGACAGGAUUGGACUUUAUAUCUCGACAACGACUCCCACAACCACAAGGAGUCUGUCGAGAUCAUGCAUGAGUUGGAGGAUGCGACGGGCGUAGAUGCACGUGCCCUCGUUGCCUUCCAACCGGGGAUGAGAGAUGCCCGAGAGAAACUCAAAUGGGCAUCUACGCGUAUCACCACUGUGGCAGAAGACAUUGCAUACUCACUGUUUGGUAUCUUCGGCAUCCAGCUGCCUAUCCUUUAUGGGGAGAAUAAGGAAAAUGCGCUCGGGCGGCUCCUGCAGGAGAUCGUGGCUCGAUCGGGCGACAUUACAGCCCUCGACUGGGUCGGACAACCAUCCACGUUUAACAGUUGUCUUCCAGCCAACAUUUCAUCAUACGCAGCCCCUCCAUGUGCUCUCCCGUCUUUAUCUGAAGACCAGAUUCAGAUGGCCAUCUCCUCCCUGCGUCAUCCUGUGGCUGUGGAAUUGGCUUUAAGCUUUUAUGACCGGCUUGACAAUAUGAGCGCUGCUCGCUUCGCGAACUGCAGACUGCACCUGCCUUGCAUAGUGCACCGUGUCAUAGAAGUCAGACGGAGGCAGGAUCUAGCCCAGGAAACUCCUUUUACGUACGGAGUAAAGGCGGAUGGGCUUUGUGACCUGUUGAUCACCACCCAAGAGGCGCUGGUCCAAUUCUCUUGGACAAGGCCCACUCGACAGACAUUCUUGCUUGUCCGUCCAUGGGAUCGUCGUCUUCUCGAGCUGCCAGACUUUGGAGAGCAGCCUGCCUUCGAUAACGACGCGGAAGAUAUGUCCGAUCCCGGGACUCCGUUAGAUCACUCGCAUCGUUCUGCUAGACAGGAGCGGAUUGAUUCGGAGCGUCACUCACGUGCAUUACGAUUGAUCGUUCGCCUUGGGCAGCCAUUCGGUGCAUUCUUGCUCGCACAGCAGCGCGGUGGAGAAUAUAAGAGGAUCGCGUCAGAUCGUGAUAUCAUUGCACAAGUCAAAGACAUUGCUUCUGUUCACAAUGUGACGGAUAUCAGAACCCUAGAAAUAUUGUAGCUAUACGUAUUUUAUUUUGAAGGAUAGAGACUCCGGAUGUAACUUCAACUCAACGAUCUAUGAUGAUCCAUCACAGAGCUACCAGCCAGUAGUCCAAUUUGCGCAAGAACUCUAAGUGAGUUUAUGGCACAGCUGCAUGGCUGCAAGCUGAAGUACGUAGUCCUUUUCCUGGCCUUCAGAUCCGACUAUGGGGCUUGGCAUGGCCAUAGGGAUAAUGAUCAUAUCAUACAAUCGUUAUUGUCUUUGAAUUUUAGACGCUUCACUGGUGAUCAAAAGAUGUGAACUGACAUUGCCAGACAAUGAAUGUCAUACAGAGGCCCCAAAUCGGCAACGGCUUCGAUAAAAAAAGUGAACAACGUUGGACAGUCAACUUAGCAUCACAAGAGGCAUCUUCGUGAUGCCAAGUCAACUAUCCAACUUGCCCUGUAAGUCGCGGUGUGAUG
Messenger RNA from Suillus fuscotomentosus, 2541 nucleotides. RefSeq lists its product as uncharacterized. Gene Ontology annotation, molecular function: protein binding. Lineage: Eukaryota; Fungi; Basidiomycota; Agaricomycetes; Boletales; Suillaceae. The record is from RefSeq and is a predicted model, not a curated record. The coding region runs from base 107 to 2098 and encodes 663 amino acids. The transcript has 5 exons.